UGUGAAGAUUGACAGAACAGCUCGCAACCACAUGAAGAAUGAGCACCUGCGUUUCACGGAACUAUGAACAUGGUGUGUCUGUUACAGAAAGUGCUUCUCGUGGCAUCUGUCAGACAGAUCAUAUGCCACACUCUGACCCUUUCGACACUGGAGGAACGACCGGAAGGAAUUAAGAUAGGCACCCUAAGCACAGCGUACUCUCCACCAUACCAGCUGCUUGCAAGAUCAUAUUUUCAAGUGAAUGAGGAAACUGGGGAUGUGUACACGACAGAUCAGAUGAUUGACCGAGAGACUCUGUGUCCAUCACAGGAGGGUGGCUACUGUACCAUCUCAGCUGAUGCCCUAGUGGGCGCCGAACAAGAACUAAUUAAGAUAACUAUUAUUGUGGAGGAUAUAAAUGACAAUGCUCCUUUUUUUGAAACAACUGAAAUUCGUUUAAAAAUUCCAGAGGAUACAAGUGUUGGGAUAAGAGUGCUUUUAGAUGACAAAGCUCAGGACGAGGACAUCGGCAGUAAUGCGCAGAUAAGGUAUCAUUUAGAAGGUGCUAAAGGAUUCUUCACAGUGGCUCAGGACAGUUCUUCAAUUGAGCUGAUUGUUGAAAGAGAGCUGGACCGUGAAUCUCAAAACGAGCACUGCAUGGUCCUUGUUGCUGUGGACAGUGGAUCUGUGCCACUAAGUGCUACGGUGUCUUUAAUUGUUACAGUGCUCGAUGUUGAUGAUCAGUGCCCGCAGUUCAACCCUGAUAACCCUCGCACUGUUUCAGUGCCAGGAGGAGUGACCCGGGGAACAACAGUGACCCAGGUUCAAGCAAUAGAUCCAGACCUUGGCAGCAACAGUCAGAUCACUUACUCCUUCAGUCUCCACAUCUCCGAUCGGGCCAAAGAACUUUUCCACCUGGACAGAAACACAGGCAGGAUCAGUAUAGCUAUGGAUAUGAAGCUAGACAGCCCGGAGGAACAUGUGUUAAAAGUGGUUGUUAAUAGCCCACCUUGCCCUGUCGAGCAAACUCAGGUAACUGUAUAUCUGCAGCCAUUACGUAGCCCAGAGCCAACUAUUGAGAUCAAGUAUGUGGCACAGUAUAGAAACCAAACUAUAAUAUUACCGGAGAAUGAGCCACCGACUCUCCUGGCUCUUUUAGAGCUGAGCGACGUCUCAAGUAUCCAAAGAGUUCUGUCCUUAGAGACAGACAGCAAAGCUUUCACUUUGAAAGCCCAAGCAGGCAACUAUCUACUUUCAACCUUAAAGCCACUAGAUUUUGAGGUGUGUAGCAAAUACCUUCUUACUAUUGUUAUAAGAGAAGCCCAAGGCAAACAUGUGCAUGCAAAGAAACAGAUAAAAGUGGAGAUUGAAGACGUGAAUGAUAAUGCACCACAGUUUGAGGAGAGUUAUUAUCAGGUGGAGAUAGAGGAAAACAAUGAGCCUGGCAUCUCUUUACUACAAGUCAGUGCAAGUGAUGCAGAUAGCCAGCUUUAUGGCAAAGUGUCAUAUAGGCUGAUACAUAAUAACCCUGCUAUCUUUAAUAUUGAUGAAGUGACAGGUGUAGUGUCUGCUUUAGAAUCAUUGGACAGAGAACAACAGGGAGAAUACAUUCUCACUCUGUUGGCCAGGGACAAUGGUUCUCCUCCAUUAGAGACCUUUACAUCAGUGGCCGUAAAGGUCCUGGAUCAAAAUGAUAACCCGCCAACUUUUGUCACACCACGCUUAGUCUUCUUCAUCUCCGAAGGUAUUCCAUACCUAGCUCAUGUUGGAAACAUUGUAAUUGUGGAUCCAGAUGAGGGAGAUAAUGGAAAAGUGGUGGAUAUGCAAGUACUAGGCACACACGUUCCCUUCGCCAUAGAUAUGUCCCAGUUGGCACUUCGCUGUACAGGUGAGGUGGACCGAGAGAAGCAUGACUAUUAUGAGCUGAUCCUGCUGGCUAUAGAUGGAGGCACUCCUCAGCGUUCCUCCACUGCAUCUGUAACUGUUUUUGUCGAGGAUGUAAAUGAUAACCAGCCCCAGGUGCUCCUGCCAAGCAACAACUUCUCCUGCCAGACCAUAUCCCCUAAUACCAGGGUUGGCAGCAUCAUCACCAAAAUAUAUGCUAUUGACCAUGACUCAGGCAUGAAUUCUGAUAUUUCAUAUCAGAUUAUAGCCAGAAGGCCAAUCAAUCCCAGCCCAUUUCAGAUUGAUCCACACACAGGGAACAUCACACUGGCACAGCAGCUUGUGAGCAGAGACUACAGUAUGCAUCACCUUUUAAUCAAAGUCAGUGAUAGCGGGAAACCUGCACCUCUUCAGGCCACAGUGUGGGUUCAUAUACUGGUCAAUGAGAUGUCCAUGCAGUGCAACCUAACCACUGUUCCCCCAUAUUUUCCACCAGACACAGAGCCCCCACUGCCACCGAAACCAUAUAACCUAACAGAGAGUUGUACAAAACUGCCUUGGCUCCUGCUGCUCUGUGGCUUGGGUAUGAUGGUGUUCUCCAUAUGCAUGUUUUUGGUCACUUUUAUAAUUUGCAUGAAACAAAAACACUUGCGGAAAAGAACAUGUAAAAGAGAUCGCACAAUAGAACAUGAACUGGAAUAUUUAAAGUAAAGGAAAUGUGUUUUCCCUUUUUUUAAUUACAUUGUUGUAUUAUAAUAAGACAUGGAAAAUUUAAUCAAAUAUAAUUUAAAUAAAUUUCAAGUAAAUAUGAGUUACUUUCCAGGAUCUCCAAAACUGCAAACUGCUGUUUCCGGUCUGCAGUGGUCAGUAUCUAUCAAAAGUGGUCCACUGAAGGAACAGCGGUGAACCGGUGACAGGGUCAAGGGCAGCCAAGGCUCAUUAACGCACAUGGGGGAGCGAAAGCUGGCCUGAUCCAACAGAUGAGCUCCUGUAGCUCGAAUUGCUGAAGAAGUUAAUGCUUUUAGAGCUAAAUGGGUCAGAACUGUUGUGGCAGCAAAAGGGGGACCAGCACAAUAUUAGGCAGGUGGUCAUAAUGUUAUGCCUGAUCAGUGGUCAUUAAUUCUGACAUGGAUUAAGCAGGUGCUGAAGAUAAAUGAAUGAAUUAAUGAAAGAUAUUUUACCCAAAUCAAACAGAUGUUUCUCUAAGUGAUGAAGGGUAUUGAUAUUCAAUAAUUCCUUGAGGUCAAACAUUUGGAUUGGGCUAUUGCAGAAAGAGUGGAUAAUUAUUAACAAACAAUAAGCUUUAUUGGUCAGUGAUUAAAGGAGCGGUCCUUUGUGCCGUGGGCGGCUGUGAGGGUUGAAUGCUCUAAAAAACCAGCCAGACACCGAGUUUCUAAUCCUUUAAGGCCUUGAUUAGGACUUUCUCAAAUUUCCAAAAAUAAUUGAUGUAUGUCAGGUAUUUGCUGCCACAAAGGAGAUUAUUUUUCAUUUAAAAAAAGUGUGCUGCUUUGGAGAACACUGGGGGAUUCGUUGGCUGUUGAGAAAUGACGUAUUGUCUCAAAUCACUGUAUUCCCUGUCAUCUGAUACUUUUCCUUCUCACUCUAUGUACAAAUGCCAUAAAAGUGUAAUGUAUUAGGUAUGUAUUCCUACAAACAUUUUACAAUCUGAACUUUCUUAAGCUUUCUCCCUUUCAGGUUCGCUAAAUAGUAAUCCAGUGGUCAUAAGUUCAAACUUUUGAGCCAGUUGUGCACAAUGUGCUUGCAUGCAGUUUUGCAUGACUGCAUUUCUGGCAUUUCAGGGGUAUUUUGGUGAGUUAUUUCAGGUUAUAUCAGUUCACUAUGAUGAUUGCAUUAUUGCUUAUCAUACAUUCAGCAGUGCAUACACCAAAAAAAGAUGAAAAAAACAACUGAUAUUUCCUUGCUUUAGCUAAAGCUCCCAUUUAAAUGUUCAAAAUAUAAAUUAAGUGUCAGUGUAAAAAAAUAAUUUAUAAUUAUACAAAGCAUAUUUGUGUCAUUCACUGCUGCAAGUUACAAAUAAACAUACAUGUCUUGACAGGUAGACCAGAGCACAUGGAAUGUAACCACUGAUAUCUAUCUUUACUCAAUCUUAACGCUUACCUCAUGAAAAGGAAAAUAUGUGACAAUGUAAGUCUGGGAAAGAUCUUUGAAAACUGUAACAUCAUGAAAUGUCUGUAUCAAUAACAUAUGGAUUAUAUAGUUACUGUGGU
This is a messenger RNA of Silurus meridionalis, 4091 nucleotides long. RefSeq names its product protocadherin 20 (gene pcdh20l). Gene Ontology annotation, molecular function: calcium ion binding. The record is from RefSeq and is a predicted model, not a curated record. NCBI's taxonomy places the organism in Eukaryota, Metazoa, Chordata, Actinopteri, Siluriformes, Siluridae. Gene Ontology annotation, biological process: homophilic cell-cell adhesion. The coding region runs from base 64 to 2574 and encodes 836 amino acids. Gene Ontology annotation, cellular component: plasma membrane. The transcript is spliced from 3 exons.